This is a messenger RNA of Falco peregrinus (peregrine falcon), 3630 nucleotides long. RefSeq names its product osteoclastogenesis associated transmembrane protein 1 (gene OSTM1). Lineage: Eukaryota; Metazoa; Chordata; Aves; Falconiformes; Falconidae. The transcript has 6 exons. Gene Ontology annotation, cellular component: cytosol. Bases 33 to 965 code for a protein of 310 amino acids. The record is from RefSeq and is a predicted model, not a curated record.
CGCUGCGCUUCCGGUUCCUCGGCGCGGCCGCCAUGGCGCCGCAGCCGUGCCUGCUGCUGCCGCUGCUGCUCGCCCUGGCUCUCGCCCUCGGCCCCGCCGCCGGGAAGGCGCGCCGGCCCCUGGCGCUGGAGGCGCUGGGUGAGGCGGAGGAGCUGGCGGAGGAGCUGUGGGGCGCCGGGCUGCCCGGCGACCUGCCCGAGCUGGAGCCCGAGUGCCGCCGCCUUCUCGCCGCCUUCGCGGAGGGCAGCGCGGCGCUGACGGGCUGCCUGGGCCGCCGCGCCCGCCCGGUGCGGCUCUGCCAGGCCUGCCACCGCCACUACCGCCGCCUCCUCGCACAGUACGGCAGCAUCGCCCGCGCCGUCGGGAAUUCUUCUGAGAGCCACAAUUGUGCCAAAAGCAUCUUGACCUCAGACAGGCUGCAGAUAGUUGUGACCCUUUCGGAGUUCUUUAAUGAAACCUGGGAUGCAGCCAACUGUGCAAAUUGUUUAAAGAACAACAGUGAGGGAUUAUCAGAUUCUACUGUAGAAUUCCUGGAUUUAUUCAAUAAAUCUCUGACAUGUUUUGAACAUAACCUUCAGGGACAAACAAUCUAUCUGUCACCAAACAACUACACAGAAGUAUGUAAAAACUGCAACGAAACCUACAAAAUGUUGAAUGACCUGUAUAACAACUUGCAAAGGAUGAACAGGCAAGGUGCUGAGUCUGGGCACUCCGCCCACUUGUGUAUCGACGUGGAAGAUGCCAUGAACAUCACACGUAAGCUUUGGAGCAGGACUUUCAACUGUUCUGUUCCCUGCAGUGAUACGGUCCCAGUGAUUGCAGUUUCAUCCUUUAUUCUCUUCCUACCUAUUGUUUUUUACCUUAGUAGCUUCCUUCACUCAAAGCAGAAGAAACGGAUUCUCAUUUUGCCCAAGCGCAUCCAGUCAAAUGCCAGUCUUGUGAACAUCCAAGAAAAAUACAGCUGAGCUGCAAAACAAAACCUGAGAACUGCUGCUGGUAUACAGUGGGUACAAUUGUGUUGGAAUGAGGCCGGGACAAAAGAGGAGUUAAUUAUGGUUUAGUGUAAUGAUACAGAGCAACACAAGUUAAACAAAAUGCUGUCUGACUUCUAAGCGAGAUUAUUAACAAACAUGACAAGGCAGGGCUGUUGGACACUGUAUGGACUCUGGUUUUGAAAAAUCUGUGGUUUUUUUCAGUCUCAGGCUGAAGCUGGUGUUUUUCUGGUUCUAAGCUUUUGUACUUCUCAUCAAUAGCAUAGCUAUACUUUCCUUGCAUGGUAUUUUUCCAUAAUUACUGUAUUUGUUUCACAGAAACCUGAAAUUCUGGAUCUUUUUGAGGUGAUUUUCGUAGACAAAACUUGAAAUAAUAUUUGAUGUUCCUGCUUGAAACACUGUGUUUAAUUCCACAUAAUAUUCAGUCUUGCCAUACUUGGGGUGAACAGGAAACAUUUAAAAAAGAAACCCGUAUUUCCUAUACCACUCUAAAGUCAUGUUGCUGGUAUCUAUUUUAAAAAAAAGACAUGAAAGCUGUGGUAGUAUAUAAUGCCCAAAUAUAAAGAGAAAGUGGUAAUAUAUAAUGUCCAAAGCCAGCAACAAAAGCAACAGAACUGCCCGUGCUAGACUUGAAUAGUAAUCAUUGACGACUACAGUAUUGGGUUAUCUCUGAAACAUAUGGCGUAUUUAGUCCUUUGCACACUUUAACCACUAAAAUAAUUGCUUUUCAAAUGUUACAUUUUCAGAGGCUUAUUUUAGAUGUCUGCUUAGUUAACUGAAUGCUUCAUUGUUGUGUUAUAUCCUUUCCUUUUUAAUUAUAAAGGGUUUUUUUUGGUUGCUCUUUUUGUAGAGAAGUGAGGUGAAGUCAAUUCACUGGAGAUGCUGAAUUUCCUGGUCUAAAGCUUACUGUGGCUUAACACAGAAGUGUUUACAGGAACUUUGUAGGGAAAAAGUUACCAUUUCUAGAUAAUGUGUUUUAGUGGUAAAUGAACCAGAGGGUUCUCUGACUUAAAAACUGUCCUGAAGGACAAUGAAGAUACUGUGUUGGGAAUUGAUGGCUUUCAAGAAAUAGUUUACAAAAAUUAGGCCUGUGAAAUAGAUGAAUGUAAACAAAUGCAAGCUUGCAGGAUUCCAGAGCUGAUGGAGAAAUUAUUGCGAUAAUGUGGGGGUGGACAGUGCUAGUGAUAGGCUGUGGGCACAAUUCAACAGCUGCAGCAAUACUGAUGGUUUAGAUUUGGGAGGGUGGUAGGGUUGGAAUGAUUUGUAGCUGUACUUGAGGUUAAUGAAUGCCAGAGUCUUUGCUCCCAUUUUUAAAUGUGUUUUCUAACCCUGAGAUAAAAAUGAGUGGCCAUUACAGCUAAAAAAUUAAUUUUCUCUUGGAAUCUGUGUGUCUCAUGUCUGUCAAAACCCCGUGAAAUAGUCUUAUGUAUUUGACUUGCUUUGGAGCCUAGAAUGUUAAUUUUUUUUCCUUUGCACUAAGGCUCAAAUAAAUAUUUAACAGUGUAACAAAAAGUCCUAAAGCUCUUAAAGUCAUCUGUUUUCUUGGUUUUCUUGUUACUGUGGUUUUUUGAGUUAGGACAUACUAUUGGUUAUAAAGCAAGUGGACAGUAUGUUUAAUACCAAGUAAAAUACUGUGUUAGCAAUUGGUCCUACCCAAGUGGUUGCCUUUUUAUACUUUAUCAGUAAGUGUUUAUCUCCCUCUGUAAACAUGUCCACAGUCACAUUUGUUCUAGGUAGUUUACAACAAUGCCAUAAAACUCUGUUUCUCUUGCUUAUUACAUAAAUUUACCUUCUUGCGGCUGGGAGAGGCAUGCUGCCUUUAAAAAGGAAAAAAAAAGAUUAAGAAUAAUAGAUAUAAAAAGUAAACUUCAACUUUCUGGGACUUAUUCAGCUGCCCACUGUAAUAGCAUUACAUUGAUUUGGGACAUCAUAUGAUUGAGAGCUGUUCAAAGGAAUCUUUCAUUCGUGCAGAUAAAGCCAGUUUGUAUGUGCAGCAUUUCAGAAUGACAGCUUUUAUACUGUAAGCAGUGGCUUUUUGAGCACAUUCAUGUUAAGUAGGUCUGAAAGUCAUUACUUUUGGAUAUGGUGGUUAAGCACUUUAAAAAAAAAAAAAAUUUAAAAAAUCAGCUUUUCUUAUUUUCCUGGCUGCUAAGCCAAACGGAAAUACUCAUGUGACUUUUGGUGGUUUUUUUUUUUAAUGUUAAAGCAGCAGUCAAGUUUACAUUUGAGAUUUUUAAUAUUAUAUCUACUAUUUUCUCAUUUUUCUUUGUGUCCUGCCCCCCCGCCCCAACUUUGUACUACUAACUUUCUUUACACAGUGUUAUAUUUUUGGUAGGAUAUUUCGUAUAUAAAUUGAUUGAAUUCUCUUUAUACUCUAUUUCCUAGAGAAAUGUGGAAGCACAGACUGUGUUGAAGGAGAACUAGAAUUCUUUUUGCUGCUAGUCUUUCAUCUUGGUUUAUUUUUUGCCUUUUUGGUAUUAUAUGUACUAAAUAGGAUGAACUUUGAAAUACUAGUUGUUUGUACCUUUUUUGUGCAAAUAAAGAUUUCUUACUGCAGGGUAGCACUUUGAUUUGUAUUUAUACUUACCCUCUAAAUACAGAAAGUCAGCUCUAAUAAAGAUUGUCAAUAAACAAUGAA